Messenger RNA from Chlorella variabilis, 4392 nucleotides. RefSeq lists its product as hypothetical. The transcript has 22 exons. Gene Ontology annotation, molecular function: protein kinase activity; protein binding; ATP binding. Gene Ontology annotation, biological process: protein phosphorylation. The coding region runs from base 1 to 4392 and encodes 1463 amino acids. The record is from RefSeq and is a predicted model, not a curated record. Lineage: Eukaryota; Viridiplantae; Chlorophyta; Trebouxiophyceae; Chlorellales; Chlorellaceae.
AUGGCUGGGAGCCCCUUUGAGGCCGACAUGUCGGCCGACGUGGAGAACACGGAUUCGGAUCUGAUGACGCCUGCGCGCAGCGUGCAGCACUCGGAGGCGCAGCUGCUGCAGCGGUGCACGGCGGCGGUGGAGCAGUGCCGCAGGGACCUGGCCGAUCUGCGCACCGUGUGCAAGGCGGCCAACGCGCACCGCGAGAAGUGCGCGGAGCUGCUGGGUGCUGCCACCGAGGCGGUGGUGGCUCUGGAGGACAUGCUGUACGACCCAGACAUCGACCUGCAGCGGGAGCGGUCGCUGCAGCAGCUGGCGCGCCGCGUGCAGCAGUCUAUGGACAAGGGGGAGGCGAUGGUCAAGGUGUAUGGCAGCAUGAGCGGGCUCAAGAAGCUGACCUCCAAGAUGUGCUCACCCGGCACGUCCCUCAAGUUUGAUGAUGCCAUCAAGGAGCUCACAAACCUAGCCAAGCAGGCGCGGCUGCAGCGCCAGCAGCCCACACGCAUGGGCACGGCGCAUAGCUCCGCGUUGGACAGCGCGCGCAUGCCGUCGUCGGUGCCCACCGCGCUGGCGGGCGUGGGCCUGGCGACCAGCGGCAGCAACAGCCACCACAGCACGGUGCAGGCAGUGCCCUCCAUCCCCACCUCCCCCAUGGGCGUGGGCUCCAGCACCGCCUCUGCCACCACCUCGGGCCUGCCCAUGCUGGCGGAGCAGGCGCCCGUGGGCGGCAGCGGGCAGGGCAGCAGCGGGCUGGCGCUCAUGGGGGACCGGCAGGUGCCGGAGGAGGCUCUGAUGUGGAAGAAAGUGCGCAAGGGCGGCUCGCGGCAGGCGAUCACGGCCAUGCUGCACGUACCGCCGGGGGAGCACGAGCCGCAGGGCCACUUGGGAUACCUGUGGUACUACCUUAGCAAGAGCGUGUUCAGCAACGGCACCCUGUUCUUUUACAAUCUGUCCAAUGGUCUGGAGGAUGAGCUGAAGGAUGCACGGCAGGACAAGAACAUCACCUGCAUGCACUACGACGACACCACCGGCUACAUCUGGACCGGUCACUCCAGCGGGCGCAUCCGGGUGUGGGAUGCGGACAAGCAAGAGGCGCUUGUGGAGGGCGUCAAGGCCUUUGGCCACCCCACCAGCUGCAUCACAACGGACGAAUACUCGCGGUGCUGGGUGGGAGGAGACCGGGGCCGUGUGCGGUCGUUCCGGCUGGAGCCGACGCAGCGGGACGGCGUGAAUUUUGGGUACCGCCUGGUACUGCGGGGGGAGCUCAACACCGUGGGGGAGGGCAUCCCCGAGCCAGACUACAACAACCCAGAGGGGGACAACAUGGUGUCCCACCCGCUUGCCCGCGAGUCCGCCCACUACGGCCCCGUGCGCUGCAUCGCGGCGGCGGCCGGCCGCGUGUGGACCUGCGGCGGCUCCUCCGCCUUUGCCACCUUCAAGGAGUGGACGCAGUCGGGGAUCCACGUGGAGCAGCACAGCAUGCGGUCCAUGGAUGACUCGCCAGGCCUGAUCAACGACAUGGCGCUCGUCUCCCCCAUCACCAUCGUACAAGAGUCGCAGCGGCAGCGCGCCUUUGCCGGCUCCCAAGGCCUGUCCUCCUUCACCACCAGCGCCAGCGUGGCGGUGGCCUCCCGGGUGCCCGCCACCGUGCUGGUGGAGGUCGACAUGCCGUGGCAGCUGGUGACGGCGCACGACAGCGGGGUGGUGCAGGUGUGGGGACACAUCGACAGCCAGCGCGCGCUGCAGCCGCUGGUGCGCAUCGGGGAGCGGGUGGCGCCCGCGCUGCGCCUCGUGGUGUGCGAACCGCUGGGCGCGCUGAUCACCGCGCACAACGACGGCAAGUUGCGCGUGCGCCCACUGCACCACCCCCGCUCCUCCCGCGGACUCAAGAUUGUCUACCAGGACGGCUCCGUCAGCAAGGUGGGCGAGGCCUCGCUGCCCUGCGUCCAGCUGGACACCAGCCGCUCGGGGCUGGCCACCGCACUGGGCGGCAGGGUGGGCGUCUUGACCGCCAGCAACUCCGCCGCCAUUAAGCUGUUCCCGGUGGCGGAGAUGCGGCGGCUGGCGGAAGAGGCGGGCAUCGCGGUGCAGAGCCCGCUGGCGGAGAUGGCGCAGUGGCCGGUGUUCCACUUCACCAGCUGGGGCCUGCAACAGCACCUGGAGGCACAGGCGCUGGCGGCGCAGCAGUGCAGCCUGGAUUAUGAGGCGUCGCUGGCGGACGAGGGCAGGCCCAGCCGGCAGGACCGCUCGGAGGCGCUGGAGCACUCUGUGUUUGGGGAUGAGACCAACAAGUGGCUGAUCGACUGGAAGGAGCUCACCCGCACACGUAUCAUUGGGGAGGGCGCGUUUGGCAAGGUGUGGCUGGGGCGUUGGCAGGAGACGGAUGUUGCCAUCAAGCAGCUGGGCUCUCUCAGCGCGCUGGGCGUGGAUACGGGCUCCCUGCAGCACGACUCCAGCGGAGGCGUGAAGCUGAACCAGGAGGUGCAGAAGGUGCUGGACAAAGAGUUCUGCGCGCGCGGCUCGCUGUACGACCUGCUGCAAGAGGCGCGGGAGAAGCCGGCGCUGAAGCGCGCGCUGGACUGGUCGCGCCGCGUGGUGAUGGCGCUGGAUGCAGCCAAGGGCAUGCUGUACCUGCACAGCCACAAGCCGCCCAUCAUCCACCGCGACCUCAAGUCGCCAAACCUGCUGGUGGAGAAGAACUGGAAGGUCAAGGUCACCGACUUCAACCUGUCCAAGGCUGCCACCAAGAACGACGUCAUGUCCUCGGUGCAGGCCACCAACCCGCGGUGGCAGCCGCCAGAGGCGCGUGCCGCGCCCGCCGCGCCCGCUGCCUUUGCCGCCGCCGCCGCCGCCGCUCUGUCGCGUCGGCCGGCAGCAUGGAGCGUCAUCCUGCGCCAGGAAUACACAAAGGCCAGCGACGUUUACGCCUUUGGCCUGAUCCUGUGGGAGCUGCUCACCUGGGAUCUCCCUUACGCCAACAUGAGCGUGCUGCAGAUCAUGCUCAACGUCACGCAGCAGCAGGCGCGGCCCGCGGUACCGGACCAGUACGCCGCCGCGCAGCUCCCCGGCGGCACCUUCAGCGGCUACGACGACUAUGUUGACCUGAUGCAGCGGUGCUGGGCGGAGGAUCCGGCCUCGCGGCCCACCUUUGAGGUGGUGAUUGCUGACCUCCGCAAGGUGGCCACCAUACUUUCCAACUCGCGGGACGCCGCCGCGGCACGCGGCGGGCCCGGGCUGGGCCCCUCCCAGUCCCGCAACUUUGCGCGGCAGUCCACGGCGCCCAUGGCGGCGGCCUCGGUGCAGGCGCCGCAGCCGGCGGCGGCGGCGGCGGGCGCGGCGGCGGGAGCGGCUGCCGGCGCGGGCGCAGCGGCUGGCGCGAGUGCCGCGUGGUUUGAGCCGCAAGCGCAGGGCGCGCAGGGCGCGGCGGCGCAGCCCCCGCCGCAGAAUGGGGCGGGGACGGCGUCAGACCAGGGCGGCAUGUCCACUCAGGCCUCUGCCGGCACCACCAUGACGGGCGGUGCCAGCGAGGUGUCAGUCAUCAGCGGCACCGCCCCGCCGCCCUCGCCCUUUGAUGGCGGCCCCUUUGCCGGCGGCGGCCCCGCGCCCUGGAUGCAGCAGGGCGCAACGGCUGGCGGGCAGCAUGUCAGCAGCUCCGCGGCGCCACCGCCCUCGCCCUUUGGCGGCGGCCCCGCCCCGGCCGCCGGCCAGCAGGUCAGCAGCGCGGCGGCCCCGGCCCGCAGCCCGUUUGACGAUGGGCCUGCGCCAGCGGGCGGCCAGACCAUCAGCAGCGCUGCGCAGCCUCCCCCCAGCCCCUUUGGCGGCGCGGUGGGGGUCGGGCAGCAGGUCAGCAGCGCGGCGCCCCCACCACCCAGCCCCUUUGGCGGCGUGGUGGGGGGCGGCCAGCAGAUUAGCAGCGCGGCACCCCCACCACCCAGCCCCUUUGGCGACGCCGGCUUUGCCGUGCCGGCGCCGGUGGCGGUGCCGCGGUCGGGCAGCGGGCGGCUGAGCCCCUUUGCGGCUAAGUCCCCCAAGUCGAGCAGCCCUGUGGCGCGCUCCUACAUGGAUGCCUCCUCCAUGCCCUCCACCGUGCUGGAGGCCACGCCAUCCAUGGAGGCGGCGGCAGAGUCGAAAUCGGAGGCUGAUCAGAAGUCGAGCGGCCGCAUAAGCAGCCGCCGCGGCUCGCACCUGACUGACAGCGCCCUCACCGCUGACACAGGGCACAUGCCGCGCGGCGACAGCGCUUCGGGCAUCUCCCCUGACCCCGCGGCGCCCACCGUUGAGGUUGCGGUGGACCACGCGAGCACCGCCGCGCCGGCGCGGACGGAGAGCAAGAACAAGGAGGGGCUGCUGCAGCGGCUGAUGAGCAUCGGCGGCAGCGGCAAGCGGCGCGCGCAGGCCGGCUAG